AUGCCAGCGCCGCGCAAGAGCCUGUUCUCCUCGCUCGCUUCGACAACCGAACAUGCAAGGCUACCCGACGCCCUCGUCGAAUGGGUCAAGGUGCAGCCUGCAGUGCAGUCUGGGAGUGCCGGGCAGGGCAGGAGGGCGAUCGCAGGUUUGGACGACUUGAAGGACGGCGUUGCCCUCGGGGAGGUCCUUGUUGACAUCGACGCCGAGUACUUCCGAUCGCUGGCCAACUCUGCCUCGAACGCCAAAGCACUUUCCGAGAACUGGGUCCUUCGGUUUAACAACCUCAAACGGCUGUACAAGCUAAUCGUGAGGUACUUCGAGGACGUCCUGCAUUCUUCAACAGCCGGCCUCCUCACGCCCAACCUGCAAGAAGUCGCGAAAAACGCGGACGAGAGCGACGACGAGGUGUGCAAGUUGGCGGGACUCGUGCUGGCGUUGACUGUCCAGUCCGACAAGAAACAGCAGCACAUCACGCGCAUCCAAAGCCUCGACGAAUGGAUCCAGCGCGAAUUGAUGUACUCGAUCGAGCAGGUCAUGAGCAAGGUCCGACCAGCCGACAUUCGCGAAGAGGGCGAGGACGAGGAAGUAGACGACUUCUACGAGAUCCGACACGAAAAGUCGCGCAUCAUGCACGACAAGGAGGCGCUGCAGGUCAUGUACGAAGACUUGCUUGAGCAGUUCAACUCGCUCAAGGACCAGCAUGAGGAGACCCUGAGCAACCUCGCGAUGACCGAGUCGAAAGCAGCCGAGUUGGCGGACCGGCUCGAAGCGAGCAAGAAGGACCGGCCUGAGCAGACGUACAAGGCUGAAUUCGAGCGGCUGCGGGGACAGCUCACGAAGACGGAGAACCAGCUUGGGGAGGCGGAACAGGUUGUCGAGCGGCAGGCUAAGGUGGUCGAGGAUUUGACGAGGAAGGUCGACGACCUCGCGCCAAAAGCGGAAGAAGCCCUCCGCCUCAAAGACCAGAUGGACGAAUAUCGUCACGCGAGCGAGAAGGCCAAGAAGCAGGAAAACGUGAUUGAGAAGUACAAGAAGAAGCUCGAGGAGGCAGCUGAGACGAGGAGGAUGCUCAAGACGCUCGAAGACCAGAACGCCGACCUGCUCGAUAAGAACGCCUCUCUCGAAGAAGAAUACCAAAAAGUCUCAGCCUUCAAGCCACUCAUGGAGUCGUACAAGUCCAAGAUCGACUCUCUCGAGUCCAACUCGUCCGACUUGCAGCGCGAGACGGACAAGUUGCGCUUGGAACUGGAGCGGACGAGGGAGAAGUUGAGGGUCGCGGAGGAGGAGAGACAGAAGGAGGGCGAGGCACUGGUGUUGUAUGAGGAGAAGGUGAAGGAGCUUGAGAUGGGUGAUGGAGCGGGGAAAAGGCGGCGGCCUGGAGCGGGCGGGCGGCGGGAGAGCGGGAUUGACGGGGACGACUCGCUCGCGCUUGAAGGCGGCGUCGCGGCCGAGUUGGACGACGCCUUGGCCGGCACGACAACGACAGACCUUAAGCUCCGCAUUCGACGACUCGAGCGCGAACUUAAGAACGCCAAGGGCGACAAGGCCGACUCAUCGAGGCUGAUCGUGCUGGAGAACUUGCUGGAGGACGCGAAUCGGAUGAAGGGCAAGUAUGAGAAGGAUUACUUGCGCGAACAUCGCGAGAAGCUCGUGCUUAAUGCGCAGCUCGAGGAGAUCAUGAGCGGCAAGUCGAGGUUGGGAGACGGUCCCGAAGCUGCUCUCGCCCUCCGACAACGACUGAACGAGACGGUCGACGAGCUCGAGAAAGUCCGCCGCGAGCACGCCGAACUCGACGUCAAGCUCGUCUCGCAGGAGCGGGAGCUAACCGUCGCCAAGUCUGACCUCAACCUCGUCAACAAAGACCAACUGGAGAUCCUGCACUCCCUGCGCGCCUCGGUCUCGUCCGAAAAGUCCGCCCUCGAAGCCGAAGUCGACAAGCUGAAGAAGAUCGUGCGAGAUAUGGAGGAGAAGAGCCGCGCGCAUGCGGCGGAGGUUAAUCGGCUGUUGAUGGAGAAGAUUGAGUUGCAGGCCGACACCCAGUCCCGCCUCGCCUCGCUCGAGAAAGAGAACGAGUCGUACAAAACACAGGUGGGCGAGAUGCAGGACAAGUUGCGCAAGAUGAAGGAGUUUAUCAAGGAGCAGGAUCGGUUGUUCAAGCGGGCUCACGCGGCGGAGCAGCAGGGCAACUUCGAGGAGGCCGAGCAGGGGUUCAAGCAGCAGAUUCGGCAGCUUGAGGAGCAAGUCGAGCGACUCAAGGCCAACUCCGCCGAAACGGAGCGCAUCUACCGCCGCGAGCAGCAGCUGAUGCUGUCGGCGUGGCACGACCUGUCGAUGCGGACGAUGCGGGAGCGGAUCGCGGCGUCUGCGACGGGCGGCACGGGCGCGGGAGGACAGCAGAGACCGUACCAGCCGCAGAGCUGGUUGAGCCAGCAGCGAGCGCGGGUGAACGGCAAGGGACUUCGCCAUACCUGA
This is a messenger RNA of Rhodotorula toruloides NP11, 2472 nucleotides long. Its product is annotated as protein-nucleus import-related protein. Gene Ontology annotation, cellular component: centrosome; cytoplasm. Gene Ontology annotation, molecular function: dynein light intermediate chain binding; microtubule binding. Gene Ontology annotation, biological process: cytoskeleton-dependent intracellular transport; cytoplasmic microtubule organization. The record is from RefSeq and is a predicted model, not a curated record. The transcript has 16 exons. The coding region runs from base 1 to 2472 and encodes 823 amino acids. NCBI's taxonomy places the organism in Eukaryota, Fungi, Basidiomycota, Microbotryomycetes, Sporidiobolales, Sporidiobolaceae.